This is a messenger RNA of Malaclemys terrapin pileata, 3861 nucleotides long. RefSeq names its product collagen beta(1-O)galactosyltransferase 1 (gene COLGALT1). Lineage: Eukaryota; Metazoa; Chordata; Testudines; Emydidae. The record is from RefSeq and is a predicted model, not a curated record. Gene Ontology annotation, molecular function: procollagen galactosyltransferase activity. The coding region runs from base 1002 to 2528 and encodes 508 amino acids. The transcript is spliced from 11 exons.
UAAACUUGCCUGCCAAUGAAUCUGCAUUCAGUGGGAAGAGAGACAGCUGCUCAGGUUUAUUGAUUUCCUUAGUAAAAGGGUAAAUUAAAAGGUUGAAUACUUGGUUAAAGGUUAACUUCUGUCACGGGGUAGGCAUUGGAAAGGACCUAACUAAGCCCUGUGAAAGACUGCCCCAGGUCCAGGGAGCAGAUAGGGUUUGAUGAUAAUCCUUGUUUCUCUGGGGCAUGUGAUUUUGUUAAGUUUCAUCUUAGCCCCACUGAACUCUCAAAGUGAGGAUGUGUAAAUGACUGAACCCUCUUUCCCCCCCAGCAAGUGCCCUGGCUCCCUUCUAACCACUGGCUUCCUUCCCACCAAUGACCUCACAGACAUGCACUCAGAUAGUGAGACGGGGUGCCAGGGAUGGGAGGAUGGUUGAUGCAGCGUUUGCUCCAGAUAGGAAAGUCAAGCUGCCCCAUCUUGCAACUGUCAGAAGCCCACCCUGGUCAUACAGCCUUGCAGACCUGCCUGCAAAUUACUGAACAGAGCCGGUCUCCAAGUGCCAUCGAGACUCCCAUGUAAAUUCUUCAAUAUUCUCAUUUUUUGAAUAUGUAAGAAACAAAAAUUUGUUUUCCCUUUUCAAAAUCUGCAGACACCAAGGAGACAGCAUUAAAUUCUGCCUUAUCUGGUCUUGCUUGUUUUAGAGGAUUCAGGAUGCUUGUCACUUGGGAGUAGUGCACUGGAGAGCAGGUCAGGGCUCUGAUAGAAGUCACUGUUUGUGGUGGGAUUGGAUUGGCUGCAGUUCUAGACAAGAUUGUUCAGAGACGCUCAUAAACUGGUGGGUCAGAGCAAUUGACUCUGCUGCAUCAAUGAUCUCCACUGAAUAUAGAGGAUAUUCUGUUAGCUCAGGGGUUUAAUUGGGUCCAUGGAGACCAACAUGACGUGUCUGUAUCAAAUGCCUUCCCUUUUCUGUAGAGUCUCAGGGGCCUCCGUGACAUUACUGAGCCGAAAUCUUGCUGUUGUCUAUGGAGAAGACUCCAAAACCAAGCAGGAGGUCCUAUCCGGAUGAGGAAGGCCUGAAGCACUGGUCAAAUUCUCGCUAUGAGCACGUGAUGAAGCUCAGACAAGCAGCCUUGAAAUCUGCCAGGGACAUGUGGGCUGACUACAUCUUGUUUGUGGAUGCAGAUAAUAUCCUAACAAACCCAGACACCCUGGUCCUGCUGAUGGCAGAGAACAAGACCGUAGUGGCGCCCAUGUUGGACUCUCGUGCUGCCUAUUCUAACUUCUGGUGUGGAAUGACUUCGCAGGGUUAUUACAAACGUACUCCUGCCUACAUUCCCAUUCGAAAACGAGAUCGCCGUGGCUGCUUUGCUGUCCCCAUGGUGCACUCCACUUUCCUGAUUGACCUGCGGAAAGAGGCCUCCCGGGACCUUGUCUUCUACCCACCACACCCAGAUUACACCUGGUCUUUUGAUGACAUCAUUGUCUUUGCAUUUGCCUGCAAGCAGGCAGAGGUCCAGAUGUUUGUAUGCAACAAAGAGGUUUAUGGCUUCCUGCCGGUGCCACUGAGAGCCCACAGCACCAUGCGGGAUGAGAUGGAAAGCUUCAUGCAUGUGCAGCUAGAGAUAAUGGUGAAGAACCCUCCAGUGGAACCUUCACAAUACCUGUCCGUCCUGCCAAAGGUCCCUGACAAGAUGGGCUUUGAUGAGGUUUUCAUGAUUAACUUAAAGCACAGGGCAGAUCGACGAGAGCGAAUGCUGCGGACGCUGUACGAACAGCAGAUCGACUGCAAAAUCAUUGAGGCUGUGGAUGGAAAAGCCAUGAAUAGCAGUGAGGUGGAAGCCAUGGGGAUUCAGAUGCUGCCAGGAUAUAAGGAUCCAUACCAUGGCCGUCCACUGACCAAAGGGGAGCUGGGCUGCUUCCUAAGUCACUAUAAGAUCUGGAAGGAGAUUGUGGAGAGAGGGCUGGAGAAAUCAGUUGUGUUCGAGGAUGACCUGCGAUUUGAAAUAUUCUUUAAACGACGGCUGAUGAAUCUGAUGUAUGACCUGGAAGAAGAGGGUCUGGAUUGGGACUUGAUUUACAUUGGGAGGAAGCGAAUGCAGGUGGAGCAUCCAGAGAAGUCUGUGCCUCACGUGCGGAACCUGGUGGAGGCAGAUUAUUCCUACUGGACUCUAGCCUAUGUGAUGUCCCUGCAGGGUGCCCAGAAGCUGCUGGCAGCUGAGCCACUCUCCAAGAUGUUACCUGUGGAUGAAUUUCUUCCUGUCAUGUUUGAUAAACACCCUGUCUCUGAAUAUAUGGAACAUUUUGAAAACCGGAAUUUGCUGGCCUUUUCAGUGGAACCACUGCUGGUUUACCCAACACAUUACACCGGUGAUGAUGGUUACAUCAGCGACACUGAGACCUCUGUGGUUUGGAAUAAUGAGAGUGUAAAAACUGACUGGGACCGUGCCAAAUCCCAGAAAAUGAAAGAACAGCAGGAGCUCAGCAAGGAGGCCAAGAACUCAGAUGUGCUCCAAUCACCUCUUGACAGUACAGCCCGGGAUGAGCUAUGACCAGAGCAGGCCCCUUCUAUGAAAUGGAUGAAGGGACUGAAUGUGAUAAGGAAGGGUGUGUGUUGGAGUGGGGGUAGAAAGCAGGGAAAGGGCUAUAGUAACAUCCUUCCAUGGGGAUUACUGGAGUUUCGUUGUGUCCAAGAAUAUAAUGGUAAAGUCACUUAGAUGACAAAGCCAAUGAGGGUCAUGGCUGAAGCCCCUCUGACUUCUGCUAUUGCAGGAUUCUAUGAGAGAGAAUGCUGGAGAAAGUCAGGUUUGCCAUGUCCAUCAAUUCAGCCACUGCUCUGGUUCAGCACAGAUCUUUACACAGUUGCUCGUUGUAGUGGAGAAGUUUUAUUCUUUGGUUUAGGAUAUUGGUACUUGAUAGGACAUUGGUCUUCCUGCCUCUGUUGCCAUGUGUGUAUCUGUGCUAGGAAUGUAUCUCGUGACCAGGGAUCCUAGUUUUCUCUGAUUUUAAAAUUCUCCAAUUAAAAAAACAUAAUUGGGGGGAAAAACAUGGAUUUUUAAAAUGAAACACUGACUGUUAGUUUUCCCAGCCACAAUAUAUAUACGUAUCAGUUGAAUACAAUGUUUUAUUGAUCUAUUUACAGUUGUAAAAUGCUGGAAUGAUCCAGUCACAGGGUAUUGUUUCUUUACUGUUGUCAAGGGCCCUGCUGUUUCAGCCUCUGUUUCAUUUCUUUUCAGUCAGUUUAGCUCUUUCCAUGUGUUCUGCGAUUGCCUUCAAAUGUCAUCUACAGCCUUGCUGCAUACAGUACAGAACAGCAGGUUACCAUCAACAUUAAAUUUGUCCUUACCAAAUUUAUGGGUGUUAAAAGUCACCCGUCUUUCGGGUGACUUUUAAAGUUUUCAGCAUCUUUUUAUAACUUUAAUUACUCAUGGGCGGAGGCUGUAGUGAAAUUUAAGAUGCAUUAAAACACAACCCCCUAUAUGGCACUGAGUAACCUCUAUACGCCGCCAGCAGUUUAUUGGCGUAUGUUUAGCUAUGUGAAUUUAAAGCGCAUUCAAAAAUCAACCACAGGAGGGGGAGGGUUGUGCACAUUAAAAAAGUGACACUGGUACUUUCAGUAAAAUUUAGUUGUUGUUUUUUUUUUCUCAAUGUAAAAACUAAAGAUUCUCUGUAAAAACACAUUAUGCAUUUUUUCCCUGGCAAAUGGAUUUCUGGGAUCCCUAUUCAUGACCCUUGAAUGUUCUCUUGGGGAGGUGUCUGGGGAGGAGGGGUGAAAUGCUGCCAGAUCCUGCAGGUUCCUGCUAAUGAUGUGCCCUAAUAUAAGCUGAAGUCUUUUCUUUCUGUAAGACCAAAACUUUCCUAUUUUUAUAAAAUCUUUGGCUAUGA